AUGUCUACUAAGGAAGAGAAUUCUGCAAUAUGCAUUGAUGAAUGCAAAGAAUUAAACCAAGAAACACUUAAAGAUUCUGACACUACUAUUCUUUCAUCCUCAAAUCAAAUUAUAAAUGAACAAUCUUCACCCCAAAACAUUCAAAUUCCCUUGAAGACUACCACUUUUUCUACCUGUUGUUCACAAGGAAACUCACCAACUUCUGCUCCUUGUGAAUCUGCAUACUUUGAUGUGUAUGGAGUUUCAUCUAUAUCUGCUACAUCGAAUUGUUGCAUAAAAUCAACAACCAAACAACCUGAUAACAAUUAA
Cetraspora pellucida is the source of this 309-nucleotide messenger RNA. The record is from the annotation of a GenBank genome assembly. NCBI's taxonomy places the organism in Eukaryota, Fungi, Glomeromycota, Glomeromycetes, Diversisporales, Gigasporaceae.